Messenger RNA from Microcebus murinus (gray mouse lemur), 1708 nucleotides. RefSeq names its product neurotensin receptor 1 (gene NTSR1). Gene Ontology annotation, molecular function: G protein-coupled neurotensin receptor activity. The record is from RefSeq and is a predicted model, not a curated record. Gene Ontology annotation, cellular component: plasma membrane. Gene Ontology annotation, biological process: neuropeptide signaling pathway. Lineage: Eukaryota; Metazoa; Chordata; Mammalia; Primates; Cheirogaleidae.
GGGGAGCGCGCCGGCCGCGGUGCGUGCGCUCAGCUCCGUCCGCGCCAGGACCGCGCUGCCGCCCUGGCCAGGGCCCCCGGGUGUUUGGAGAUCAGAGCCUGCCGCAAGAGGGGACUCGAGGAAGCGCCGGGUCUGGAGCCGGGAGCCCAGAGGAGCGCGGAGCCCAGAGCUCGUGGCGAGCGCAACCCGAGCGCCCCAGGGGCAGCGCGAUCCGUGUCCGGCGCCACCCGGCUAGACGGCGCCCCGCUCGCCCUCCUGCGUGCAACCUUUCCUCGGGCCCCUCCUCCUCCAUCCCCGCCUGCGACGCGCCGCUCUCGCCAGGACUUCCAGCCGCGGAAGCGCGGGACGGAGCUGCGGGCCGGCACCCACCAUGCGCCUCAACGGCUCCGCGCCCGGCACCCCGCGGCCGCCGCGCUUGGGGCUGGAGGCGGCGCUGCUGGCCCCCGGCUUCGGCGACGGUUCGGGCAACGCCUCUGAGAACGCCCUCGCCGCGCCCAGCGGCGACCUGGACGUGAACACCGACAUCUACUCCAAGGUGCUGGUGACGGCGGUGUACCUGGCGCUCUUCGUGGCGGGCACGGUGGGCAACUCAGUGACGGCGUUCACGCUGGCGCGCAAGAAGUCGCUGCAGCACCUGCAGAGCACAGUGCACUACCACCUGGGCAGCCUGGCGCUGUCCGACCUGCUCAUCCUGCUGCUGGCCAUGCCCGUGGAGCUGUACAACUUCAUCUGGGUGCACCACCCCUGGGCCUUCGGCGACGCCGUCUGCCGCGGCUACUACUUCCUGCGCGACGCCUGCACCUACGCCACGGCGCUCAACGUGGCCAGCCUGAGCAUGGAGCGCUACCUGGCCAUCUGCCACCCCUUCAAGGCCAAGACCCUCAUGUCCCGCAGCCGCACCAAGAAGUUCAUCGGCGCCAUCUGGCUGGCCUCGGGCCUGCUGGCCGUGCCCAUGCUGUUCACCAUGGGCCAGCAGAACCGCAGCGCCGACGGCCAGCACCCCGGCGGCCUGGUGUGCACGCCCACCGUCCGCACUGCCACCGUCAAGGCCGUCAUACAGGUCAACACCUUCAUGUCCUUCCUGCUCCCCAUGGUGGUCAUCUCUGUCCUGAACACCAUCAUUGCCAACAAGCUGACCGUCAUGGUCCGCCAGGCGGCCGAGCAGGGCCAGGUGUGCACGGUCGGGGACCAGCAGGGCACCUUCAGCAUGUCCAUCGAGCCCGGCAGGGUCCAGGCCCUGCGGCACGGUGUCCGGGUCUUACGUGCCGUGGUCAUCGCCUUCGUGGUCUGCUGGCUGCCCUACCACGUGCGGCGCCUCAUGUUCUGCUACAUUUCGGACGAGCAGUGGACUCCGUUCCUCUACGACUUCUACCACUACUUCUACAUGCUGACCAACGCCCUCUUCUACGUCAGCUCCACCGUCAACCCCAUCCUGUACAACCUCGUCUCUGCCAACUUCCGACACAUCUUCCUGUCCACGCUGGCCUGCCUCUGUCCGCUGGGGCCGCGCAGGCGCCGGCGGCCGGCGUUCCCCAGGAAGGCCAACAGCGUGUCCAGCAACCACACCUUCUCCAGCAACGCCACUCGGGAGACGCUGUCCUAGCGCCUGCGGCCCCCGCUCACAGGGGCACCCGGCCGCGGUGGGGGCCCCCAGAGGCCAGCUGGGGCGGUGGCCCGAGGAGGCCUGGGACCCCACACUCGCCCCAGA